Messenger RNA from Gasterosteus aculeatus aculeatus (three-spined stickleback), 586 nucleotides. The record is from RefSeq and is a predicted model, not a curated record. NCBI's taxonomy places the organism in Eukaryota, Metazoa, Chordata, Actinopteri, Perciformes, Gasterosteidae.
GCUUUACGUACGUGUGACGUCAUCCGGUUUUCAUCUCGUUCUCGCUUCGGUUCGCAGAUCCGAGCAGCUAGCUAGCCGACAGCUAACUGACGUUAGCCGGGUUUCUUUAUUUCUCCACAGUUCGAAAGACUCGGUUAUUUCACGGUCCGUUUUAUUGUCUGUUUCACCAGGAAAGUAUCUCCCGCCUAAUCGCUCUCCGCUCCCGGAGAAGAACACUGAGCCAUGUACAAUGGGAUUGGCCUGACGACUCCCCGGGGAAGCGGCACCAAUGGCUACGUGCAGCGCAACCUGUCCAGCCUGCGGGUCAAACGCCCGCGGGACGAGCGUGGCGGCGAGCGGGACGAGAAGGACCGCGAGAGGCUGGAGAGCCAGCUCAACCGACAGCCCAACGCCGACAUCCUGGAGCACCAACGCAAGAGGCAGCUGGAGGUCAAGUGUGCCGAGCUGCAGGACAUGAUGGAGGAGCAAGGGUAUUCAGCCGAAGAAAUUGAUGAGAAAGUCAACACUUUCCGCAUGAUGCUGCAGGAGCAGCAGGAGCCGGCUCCCGUCCCCUCGGACAGACCAACGUAAGUCAAACAAAGACGGG